This is a messenger RNA of Diaporthe batatas, 926 nucleotides long. RefSeq names its product protein transporter TIM17. Gene Ontology annotation, cellular component: mitochondrial inner membrane; TIM23 mitochondrial import inner membrane translocase complex. NCBI's taxonomy places the organism in Eukaryota, Fungi, Ascomycota, Sordariomycetes, Diaporthales, Diaporthaceae. Gene Ontology annotation, molecular function: transmembrane protein transporter activity. Bases 207 to 683 code for a protein of 158 amino acids. The transcript has 3 exons. The record is from RefSeq and is a predicted model, not a curated record. Gene Ontology annotation, biological process: protein import into mitochondrial matrix.
GCCGACUCUUUCCAGAUUUCCCAUCCACCUUGCCAUCCACAGUCAAGCUCUCGACUACGUCAACCCACUCGACUUUUUGCGCAGCCUCUUGUCGCCAACACCCUCUCGAUCCAGCGGGCCACACCGAACCCCUCCACGUGCCUCAAAGCCUCGCCGGCCCCCAGAACACACCUCUCCUCUACAGCCUCCUCCCUCCACAGCACAUAAUGGCCAUGGAUCACGGUCGGGACCCAUGUCCCUGGGUCAUCCUCAAUGACUUUGGUGGUGCUUUCGCCAUGGGAGCAAUCGGCGGCACGAUCUGGCACGGCAUCAAAGGCUUUCGCAACAGCCCAUACGGCGAGCGGCGGAUAGGCGCCAUCACAGCUGUCAAGAUGCGCGCCCCGGUAUUAGGAGGCAACUUCGGCGCCUGGGGUGGCCUGUUCAGCUUGUGCGACUGCGCCGUCAAGGGCGUCCGGCAAAAGGAGGACCCUUGGAACGCGAUCGGGGCCGGCUUCCUGACGGGUGGUGCCCUGGCGAUGCGAGGCGGGUUCAAGUCGGCGAGGAACGGCGCCAUCGGUUGCGCUGUGUUGUUGGCAGUAAUUGAAGGUGUGGGUAUUGGUUUCCAGAAGAUGAUGGCUGGCAGCACAAAACUAGAGGUUCCCAUGCCACCACCGUCGCCAAAUGGCGAGAAAGCGCUAGCAUGAUCGGCCUAACGAGUCCGACCUUUUUCUUCCCUUGUUCACAUUGUACAACCAUCAGCCUGGUUUUCGGAGUUGAGAAUCUCCCCACUUCAGAGGAAAUAUAAGAAUACGAAUUGCGACGAAGCCAACUACUUCAUUUUCGGUGUUGUUAUUGGCAUGGCUCGCAUGUUCAACGGCGGAGUUCAGGUGUCCCCAUAGAACAGUCGAAAGAAAGAUACGGCUUUAAUUAGACCAGCACUUGCAUGA